Capsaspora owczarzaki ATCC 30864 is the source of this 1569-nucleotide messenger RNA. RefSeq lists its product as hypothetical. The transcript is spliced from 10 exons. The coding region runs from base 24 to 1001 and encodes 325 amino acids. Gene Ontology annotation, molecular function: protein binding. The record is from RefSeq and is a predicted model, not a curated record. Lineage: Eukaryota; Filasterea; Ministeriida; Capsasporidae.
GCUGAUUUCAAAAAUCUUCCAAAAUGCUGUCUUAUCAGAAUAUGACCGAGAGACAGCGCGAGUUGUAUGACAAGGUCAAGAAUGCGAGGGACUAUCUCGAAGUGCGUUGUGUUGAGAUUGGCGAUACUGAAGCGCAAAUCAUUGCCGAGGCGCUUAAGGUGAACACGACGGCGACUUCGCUCGAUCUGAGUGAGAAUCAGAUUGGCGAUGCUGGAGCUCUGGCGAUUGCUGAAGCACUCAAAGUGAACAAGACGCUGUUUUGGCUCAGUUUGAAUGAGAAUCAGAUUGGCGAAGCUGGAGCACAAGCGAUUGCUGAGGCUCUCAAAGUGAACACGAGGCUGGCUUAUCUCGAUUUGGGCUUGAAUCAGAUUGGCGUUGCUGGAGCGCAAAUCAUUGCCGAGGCACUCAAAGUGAACAAGACGCUGUCUUCGCUCAGUUUGAUUGAUAAUCAGAUUGGCGGUGCCGGAGCGCAAGCAAUUGCUGACACACUCAAAGUGAACGAGACGGUGACUUCACUCCAUCUGCAAGAGAAUCAGAUUGGCGAUGUUGGAGCACACGCGAUUGCUGAAGCACUCAAAGUGAACAAGACGCUGUCUUGGCUCGAUCUGGACAUCAAUGAGAUUGGCGAUGUUGGAGCACAUGCGAUUGCUGAAGCACUCAAAGCGAACACGGCGGUGACUGCACUCCAUCUGGAAGAGAAUCAGAUUGGUAGCACUGGCGCUCAGGAGAUUGCUGAAGCACUCAAAGUGAACACGAGGCUGGCGUUUCUCGACGUACAUUUAAAUUGCAUUGGCAAUGCUGGUCUUCAAGCGUUUGAUGAAGCGCGUCAUGUCAACCGUAUUCUGAAGACACUUUUGUUCGUUGUUUGUCCGAACGAUUUGUGCUCCAACCAAAGGAGUCGCCCUGCUGAGUGCUCAUUCACUUUGCUUGUUCGUGCGCAGGAUCGACAAGCAGAUCAACCCUCUUGCAUUCUCCUUUUUUCCACGAAUGUCAACUGCUGAAGACCUUCACAACGUAUUUCACUUGCUGACCAGCGAACCAGCGGUGGAGGAUCAAUCGGCAGCUCUGCCCGCACUACCAACCGAGAUUGCCGAGCUCAUUAUGGACAAAGCGCACUACUGGCAAGGCGUGCAGCAUACCAAACGAGAAUGGUUUCAUGUCGAUACCCCCGACCGCGUUCUGAAAGUCAUUGUGCCUCAAGGAAAUUCAAUCCGUGUGAAAGCAAUUCAAGUGUUUCGUGACUGGCGCAAGCGUCCUGACAACACCGGUGAUUGUGUUUUCGAUUUGACUGUCCAAGAUGAACAAGGUGAUGUUCAGUACGAAUGGGCUGUGCACCCGACUGUCGUCGAUUCGAACCUCGAGCUUGUGAUAAUCCUGCCAGCCAACCAUCCUGUCAUCCGACAAAUGCGUGAAGGUUGGCAGGUUCAAGUUCGAGCCAGCAAGUCCGCCCAAGAUGUGCAGUUUGAAUCGCUUUAUGUUGGCUAUGUCUAACAAUCAAUGCAUGUUCAUUACUCUCGCUGCUGUUGCUCACCGACUACGAAAAAAAUGAAUUCCGAGUUCGAAUCUGGA